Penicillium lagena is the source of this 1677-nucleotide messenger RNA. RefSeq lists its product as uncharacterized. Bases 1 to 1677 code for a protein of 558 amino acids. Lineage: Eukaryota; Fungi; Ascomycota; Eurotiomycetes; Eurotiales; Aspergillaceae. The record is from RefSeq and is a predicted model, not a curated record. The transcript has a single exon.
AUGGACCUAUUCGCCUGGAAUCAGACCUACCGCAUCUGGGUUUGUAAGACCUGCGAGCAUGGCGUUCCGCCGCGAGGGAUCUCAGGCCACCUCGGCUCGAAGAAACAUCGCGACCACAUAACUGCGAGAACGGGCAAGCAACGAGCCGCGGCCGCCCAAGAGGCCUGGUCCGUCGACCCGUGGGACCCUCACGUCGAACCAUUCCGCCCCCCGCCGCCGGACUCCCUCCCUCUCCCAGAGCUCCCUGUCUACAUGGGCUGGGGCUGCCUAGAGGACGGAUGCGAUUCGUACGCGGUACGGACCCCACAAUCGAUGCGACAACAUCGAUAUCGAGACCAUGGCAUCCGCUGUCGUCUAGGGCGCCCUGACCCCUCGAAACCGUCGCAGCAGCCAGCCCUACGUCCCGUCAGCUGCCAACGAUUCUUCCCAACGGGCCGGGGGAGUAGCUAUUUCAUUGUGACGCCUACUGUGCAGGUCCAGCGGGCUCGGCACGUCCUCGAGAUGAGCGAGGCGGAGUUCGUACAGACGCAGGUGGCGGACGCGCUCCAGCGCUCCGAUAGGCUCACGCGGGCCGACGAGGAGGUCGCGCCUACGCAUAGCGACCCGACCGAGUACUCGCCGUGGCUCGAGCUCACGCGGUGGCCGGAGUACGUUCGUGGGCACGCCUUCCGCGAUCUGGCUAUGCUCGCCGCCCUACCCGAUCCUACGGCGGAGCCGAUCCUCCAGGCCGUUGAGCAGAGCGUCCAACGGCUAGUCCAGGCGGCGUUCGACUCUAUUACUAGCUACCGCAUCAACGAAUUCGACCAGGUAAAGAUCAAUAGCUUCCUCCAGCGACAGGGCGUCUGGGACCGCCCCAUCCACAUCCGCCUCCGUCCUAAGACGUACCGCCGGUAUCAGCAGAUCUGGGUACGGCUAAUUAGCUUCGUCAUUCGGACUAGCCGGCCUAACCAGGCUAUCGAUCUAAAGCACCAGCCUACUACGCGGCAGCUCGAAGCUGUCGACCGGAUCGACCAGUUUGCCCAGCAGCUCUUAGGCCUAGAGAUCGAGAACGGCCUAGAGUCCCUAGACGCAGUAGAGUCCCCAGCCCAGGAACUCGGCCCGUCAAGUGGGCCCAAGGGCACCCGUAAGAGCUCCCCCGCCCAGCGAGCCAUGGCCCAGCUCGACCGUGCAUGCCUCGAUCUCUCGAUCGCGCUCCUCGACCACGAGCUCCGGGGCGAUCUCUUCGAAAGCCCCCUAAUCGGGUUUAUGGCAACGAUCGGGGUCGAUGUACCGAACCAGACGUACCGCGACCCAUUGAGCUACACCGGGCACCUGUCUGGCUUAGUUAAGAUAUCGCAGAUGCUUGUAGCCCAGCGGGCUGUACAGCUCGCGGACGACGGCGAGGUUGAGCAUCCGGGCGACGCACUCGACCGCAUGCGGGAGCGCUUCCUUAUGUUCGGGGUUCACGCCCCCUUUGGGUGGAUCACCCGGCUCCGGGCCUACGGCAAGAAGAUCCAGAACACGACGACUAGUAUAGGGUAUAUCAACUGGAACGACGACCACGACGCCUUAAGCUAUCGGGAGCUCCACCUAACUAUGGAUGGCCUUCGACGAUUCGUCCGCGUAGAGGUCGAGCUCGCACAGUACGACCUCGAACGACUCUUCCUCCUUAGCGAGGACGACGAGCGAGAGGGGUAG